AUGGCGGCGCCGGAGUGGACGGUGGCCAUGUGGCCGCCGUAUAGGGCGGCAGAGGACGAGAGGAGGUGGAGGUCGGGGAGGGGUCGGGAGAGGAGCGGGCCACGUUGGAGCUUGACGGGCGGGUCGAGGAUGGAGGAGGACGAGUUGGCCCGAGUUGGGGUCGGGGAAGGAGAUGAGGGCCCGAGAGCCCGACAUCUCGGGGGAAUUAGGGUUGAGCCCGAACCCGACCCAGCCCGAGGGGGAGAUGAAGGAGCCGAAGAAGACGAGGUCGAGGGUCGAGUUGUGAGGGUGGUAGGACCAUGCGAAGGAGGCGCCUUGGCUCGGGAGGGGCGUACACUUGUCGUAGGUUUGAGAGGAUGGGGUGGUCGGGCAAUGGGCCGGGUCGACCCUGUUCGGGUGGGUGGAUAG
Messenger RNA from Striga asiatica, 408 nucleotides. Lineage: Eukaryota; Viridiplantae; Streptophyta; Magnoliopsida; Lamiales; Orobanchaceae. The record is from the annotation of a GenBank genome assembly.